Rotaria sp. Silwood2 is the source of this 1026-nucleotide messenger RNA. The record is from the annotation of a GenBank genome assembly. Lineage: Eukaryota; Metazoa; Rotifera; Eurotatoria; Philodinida; Philodinidae.
AUGAAGGGUAAAUUCUGUCCAUGGGGAAAAGUUGUUACACUCAACUACAACAUAUCAUCUUUAUCUGACUACCGAGGUGAUUCAAUCCAACCUGUGGAUCUUACUGGAAAAGGUGGUGAUACAUUUGAUGUAUUAAUACUUAUUAUUGAUAAUGGUAUUUUUGAAGUAAAAUCAACAGCCGGUGAUACCUAUUUAGGUGGUGAAGAUUUUGAUAAUCAUAUAUCAGAAAAUGCACGUGCUCUUCGACGUUUGAAAACGGCAUGUGCAUUAGCUAAACGAACAUUAUCAACAUCAUUUCAAACAAUAAUUGAAAUCGAUUCUCGACACGAAGGUAUUGAUUUUCAUACAGCAAUAACACGAGCUCAUUUCGAAGAAUUAGAUGCUGAUCUAUUUCGUUCAACACUUGAACUAGUUGAACAAGCAUUACGUGAUGAUAAAAUGGAUAAAUCAAAUAUUCAUGAAAUAGUACUCGUUGAUGGUUCAACACAUAUUCCAAAAGUACACGAAUUACUACAAGAUUUCUUUCAUGAUGAAGAAUUACAUAGAUUCGUUAAUCAUGAUGAAGCUGUCGCUUAUGGUGAAGCUGUUCAAGCAGCUAUUUUGAAAGGUGAUAAAUCUGAUGAAGUUAAAGAUGUACUAUUACUGGAUGUUACAUCACUUUCAUUGGGUAUUGUAACAGUUGGCGGUGUUAUGACAACAUUGAUAAAACGUGGUUCAACUGUUCCAACACGACAAACACAAACAUUUACAACCUAUUCAGAUAAUCAACUUAGUGUUAAUAUUAAAGUUUUUGAAGGUGAACGUCCCAUGACAAAAGACAAUCAUUUACUAGGAAAUUUUGAACUGGCUGGUAUUAUUCCACCGGCAUCACGUGGUGUACCAAAAAUUGAAGUUACAUUUGACGUUGAAUAUGAUGGAAUAUUAAAUGUAUCUGCUGUUGAAAAAUCAACUAUUACAUCAUCUCUUAUAAAUAAUAAACCAGUGAAAAUUAAAUAUGUUCGUGUUAUUCGUAAAGAUGCCAUUUAA